ACCGGCUGAGAGGUUGAGCGCAGCCUCGUCGUCGGCCGUGAAAGUGUUAACGAUCUCCAUUCUCCUCCCCCCUCCCCACCCCCCACCGACCUCCCUUCCCACCCCUUUUCCUCCUCUCGUUUCAUCAUGACCAAAUGAACACUCGGGGAAUGAAAUUUAAAUUCCGCAAAGGAGAACGAGUCCUCUGUUUCGAGCCAGACCCGACAAAGGCCAAGGUUUUAUACGAUGCUAAGAUUGUUGAUGUAGAAGUCAGUAGAGAUGAAAAGGGCCGAAAGAUCCCAGAAUAUCUGAUUCAUUUUAAUGGUUGGAACAGAAGCUGGGAUAGAUGGGCAGCAGAAGAUCAUGUACUUCGUGACACAGAUGAAAAUCGCAGAUUACAGCGUAAAUUGGCCAAGAAAGCUGUGGCUCGCAUGAAAAACAAAGGGAAAAAGAAGCGUCGUUGCCGGCUACCUGGUGUUGACUCAGUGCUAAAAAGUCUCCCUGCAGAUGAAAAGGAAGAGAAUGAUGAAAACUCUUUAAGUGCUACUUCUAACGAUGAUGUCGAUGACGACGACGAUGAUGACAAUGAUAUAGAUGGCACAGAUGACGAAUCAUUAGAGUGUGAAGAUGACAGUGAACCAGAAGAAAUAAUAGAAAUGAAGGAUGAUCAAGAAACUUGUUCUAAAAAGGAGAUGGAAGAGAAAACCAUAAACAUAGAAAUUCCAGACAUUUUGAAAAAGAAACUUGAGGAUGAUUGCUAUUACAUCAACAAAAGAAAAAAGUUGGUGAAGCUUCCAUGUCAGACGAACAUUAUUAAUAUUUUGGAAUCCUAUGUGAAACAUUUUGCAAUUAAUGCAGCCUUUUCAGCCAAUGAAAGAUGUCGUCAUCAUCAAAGUAAUUCACAGAUUCCAAUGAAUCCUCAUUACAUUCCACCUGAGAAAAAUGUUGAACUUUGUAAAGAAAUGGUGGAUGGUUUAAGAAUCACAUUUGACUUUACAUUACCCAUGAUUUUGCUGUACCAGUAUGAACAUGCUCAGUUCAAGAAGGUCACUUCAUCUAAAUUCUUUGUUCCGAUUAAGGAAACAUUGUCAAAUGUUAGACCUCAAAAGGAACAUUCACCAAGUCCUCCUCCUCUUCUGAACCCGUCAACACCCCAAUCCACAGAUAGUCAGCCGUUGUCGGGAGACCCUGCAACCCCAAAACGACGAAAAAUUGAUCCUGAAUCUGUACAGUCAUUGAGGCGGUCAGCACGACAUGCAUCAGGGUGUGACAGGCUGUCUGAAAGCAGUGCUUCCCCUCAGUCAAAGCGCCGGUUUUAUGAAUCUGCCCAAAUGCCCAGACUGCUUUUACACUUGGAGAAAAAAACACCAGUCCACAGUGGCUCUUCCUCUCCUGUCACCCUCACACCUAGUAAAGAAGGGGUUGCACUGUUUGAUCGCAGAAGGAGUAAUGAACUGAAUGAGGUUUUAUCUUGGAAAAUGAUGCCAGAUAAUUAUCCACUGAUUGAACAGCCACCUGCACCUUCAUAUAUCUAUGGAGCUCACCACCUUUUACGACUGUUUGUGAAGCUACCAGAGUUGUUGGGAAAAAUGCAAAUUACUGACAGGAAUUUGAAGGUCUUGGUAAAGCACCUAGAGCUGUUCCUUAGGUUUUUGGCAGAGUACCAAGAGGACUUUUUUUCAGAAUCUGCUUAUGUAGCCGCAUCUGAAGCUUACUACUGUACCAAACGCCCUCAGGCCAUCUACUGAAGCAUUAGCAGAGCUGUGAACUCAUUUACAUGUACAUGGUGGUUAUUGUUCAAAGGAAUAUAAAUGAUCAUCUUCAGUUGAGAACAAAAGAGCACUUCAGUCCUCAUAAGAAAUGCUGCCUGCUGGAAAUCUGUUAAAUUGUGGAGAUGGACCACGAAUGUUGAACUUUACUGUUUCCACCUUCUUGAUGUUGUGCGCCUUUGUUCUGUGGUUGUGUCAAGUUGUUUAUGAAAGCAAUGACUGUGUGCAGCCAUAAAUGUCGGCAGACUAUGUUGCCUUCUGAAGGACAGACUGCAUUUAUUGAAGAGGACUCGCCUCUGUAUAAAUUACUUUUGAUGUCUGUCUUGAAAUAGUGAGAAACCUUGUUUUAAAGAUGUUCUGAGUUGUUUCAAGUUUAAGUAAAGGCUUGUAUAAUUUUUAGUUGUGCUUGUUUACCAUUUAAAAGUACAUUUUAUGUUGUAUCAUCAUAAUACUUUGUUUUAUUGAAGUUGGUUAUAUGCUUGUUUAAAAAAAGUUCAGUAGUUCAAUUUUUGUGGGUGUUAUUUCAUGCCGCCGACCAGCAUCUGUAAUCUUCUUGGUUUAAACUCCUGCAACUGUCAUAAAAGUUUUGCUUUACCCUUCAGAGCCACAGUUCAUUUUGUUUUUGGCAGGAGAGUGAGCCUAAUUUGCUUUUGUGUUACUGCAUAAUGAUUGAAAGCAUGAAGCUGUGGCAGAGUGAAAAGUGUUCUCCUCCAUCUACCAUCCUAUUCCAAAAAAGUGACUCUUCACCAUUGUAAACUGUCAUUUCAAACUACCAUUUGACAUUCAGCAGGAAAUCUGAUGGUUCACUAUAUUUAAUUGCUAAAACAUGAUUAUUUUCAUAUCAUGUUUUAGUUUAGAAAAUUUAUAGUAGUAUGAAUGAUUUAUCAGAGCUUUCAGGACCAAACUGAGCCAUUGUCUGUAGUCUCAAUGUAUCUAAUAUCACAUGAAAAAUACUGGUUGAAUUUUAGGCAAAAAAUUUAUGUUCAUUGUGUAAAAGACCUCUUGGUCAGCAUUUUAGUCUUGUUGAGGAGCUGGAAGAGAAACGUAAGAUAAUGAGGCAGAAUCAUCAUAGUUUUGCGGAAGAAAAAUUAUGCUUGACAAAUUUAUUGGAGUUCUUUGCAAAUAUAGCAAGUGGGUUGGAUAAAAUGGAUGUGCAUUUUAGUGUCCAAAAGAGCACUUGAUAAUCAAAAUAAAAGGCAACUGAACAAGAUAAAACUCUGCGUUGGGCAUGAUACAUAAGUACAGAUAGAGAUUUCGCUCUCAGGUCACAGAGAUCUGUGAUUUGAGGAUCAUUUUCAGCUUGGCAAAUACACAAUUGUCAUGUUACCAAGAUAGGUUCUGGGGAAAGUCAGCUGAAACAGAGAAGAUGUAUUUGAAUUGUAAUAAAUAGGUCUGCUAUCCCUGACUCUCAAAUCCGAAUAUAUCCUUAGAAGAUCUAUACUCAAGUUAGUCGUACAUGGCCGCAAGGAGAAGUUAAAUCUGGAUAAAGCGCAAUGCAGUGGCACAUUAAUAUUGGUUAAUUAGGAAUCCUUCUACCAAGAGAGCAUUUUACCAGAUCAGAUCUCAUCUAUCUUCAUUUGAGCUUUAUUCCUGUCGCUCCAGUCUCUCACCCUAUAAUUGAAAACUCAAGAUACUUUUAUAAAAAUAAAACUUAACAUGUUCAUAACCAGUAAAAUAUUAGGAAGCUAAGAGCUUUACCUGGUAGUAAGAGCAAUUUACAUGGCAACUUUAACAUAAUGAAAUGUCCAAGUAACAGAUAAUUUGUUAUGAGGCUACACAGAGAUAUUAGCUAGGAGAUCAAAUCUUCCCAAAAAAAGGGUGAGAUUUUAAGGAGGGUCUUUACCAUGAUGAACUCAAUGCUUGUGAUUUCAAAUAAAUCUCUUGGAAUAUAACCUGGUGUCGUGUGACUUCUAACUUUCGCCUAAGAUAAGCACAGGUGCAGGUUUUUAUGGAGAGAAAGCCGAGAUUUAUCUGGACGACUGUGCUCUCAGUUAAGGUAUUUAGCACAAUGCUGCAACCAUUCUGAAGAGCUAGACUAAAUUGUCAGUUGCCUGCCCCAACCAUGUAAUAGGCUUGCAAAUCAUGUCGUAAUGUAUUUCAAGAAACAAAAUUAUAUGAACUUUUUAUAUCUGAUCUUCUGUGUCAACUACAUUCAUUUCCUUUCACACCCUCCUUCUAUUUGUAUCAACAAUGGCUUCAUUCUUAAUGAUGUGACUUAAGCAUGAGCCCGGAAGUUAUGCCGUUACUGAUUAUUCUUUCCCCUACCCCCAUUAACUGGAUUUAAUUUUUGAAUAUGAAGGUUGACCUUUGAAAUUAAUGAGAAAAAUUAUAUUCCUGGAAACCAUUAUCAUUUUAUACUGUGUAAUUCAAAUGUUAAUGUUUUAUAUCAUUUUUGAACAGUAUAUAACUUUCAUAAUUAUGCCAAUUUCUUUCUCUUUGGAUUUAAUACCAAUGAGCUUGCAUGUGAAAUUGCCAUGUGAGAAAGUUAUGCGGUGGAACUUCACAGUGUGAAAACUGGGCUGAGUAGAACAGCAGUAGAAAAAUAGGAAAAAGGGGGAGAGGAAGAUAUUGAAAUUGUGAGAUAGAAGAGAAUGGGAAAGCUAAAGUUAAAACUAAGAUUAAUGACUAGCAAGUCGCCCGGACAUCUUUGCCUGCAUUCUGAGGUCCUAAGAUAAGUAGCUGGAAAGAUUUUGGAAACAUUGAUUGUAAUCUUCCAGAAUUCGUGAGAUUCUGGAAAGGUUCAGCAGAUUGGAAGACUAUUAAUGUAAUAAAACUAUUGAAAAAAGGAAGGUGACACACUGCAAGAAUCUAAUAGUCUCACAUCUCAUUUGGCAAGUGCUAGAUCCAUUAUCAAUGGGUAGUUGUAUGACAUUUCAAGUAACAUAAUAUAAUGAGGCGAGUUGAGAUAGGUUUGUGGAAGAAAAAUGCUUAACAAAUUUAUUGAAAUUCUUUGCAAAUGUGGCGAGUGGGAUGGAUAAAAUAGAUGUAAGUUUUUGUGUCUAAACGGCAUUUGAUAAUCUAUAAAAGGCUACUGUACAAGAUAAAACUCAGUAUUGGGCACGAUGCAUAAAUGUGGAUAGAGAUUUGGCUAACUGUCAGGGCAUAGAGAGUUCUGAUAUGAUGAUCGUAUUCAGUUUGGCAGUCUCACUAUUGUUAUGCUAUCAUGGGGGCAUGAAUAUUUAUUGAUAUUGACCAAUUACUAUGAAGAAGGGAUAAUGCUGACUUGGGAUUCAGCCACCAAUGCUCAGAGAAUUUUUUUGUGUCAGAUAUUUUCUAUGACAAAAAGAUCUCCAGUUCAUCCCUUCUGGAAUUCUAUUUAUCAACCAUUGAUAAUGAGUUGUUAUUAAGUUAAAUAGGAAAAGUGAGGAAUCAACAAUCAAGUUCUACCACAUAACCACUACAAUAUUGACCCUGGUAAUUUUCUCUUUAUUAUCCUUUCAAUAAUAAAGUUGCCUCUUCACACACAAACUAUGAGGAUGAAUGUAUUGGCUUGGAGUUUAUUCAAGUUUGAGUUCCAGCCCAUUUAACCAUCAAUUGACCAAACCAAUGUAAAAGAUCAAGGAAAUUCAAAUGCAAAUUAUAUUUAGCAUAAAAUGAAUUUCCAUAUGUUACUGAGUGACCUUAUGUGCUAGUUGAAAGUUAUCAUACUUGAAGUUGAUGUAAUCCAUAAAACUUUGCUCCAGAAUAUUAUUAAGAAUGACAUAACUUUGAGAAACAAGCAUGAAGUUAAUCAAGAGUAGGUUGGAAAUGAUUCCAGAAAAUGUUUUUCUGCACUGCACUUCUUUGAGUUCAAAUUUGCAUCUGCUGUAAUAGAGCUGCAAUUCUUCAACAGGAAAGCUUAAUUUAUAUUCACAAAACAAUUGCUAUUUUUGUCUGAUAGGUACACCAUGAAGUUAUGGUUUCAACUGUGUCUUGUGGAAUUAUAUGACAGUCCAUAUCACAUUACAGCCAAGCUUCAAAGCAUUGUUUCAACAGGGAUGUGGAAUUUCAGCUAACAUUGUAAAAUGAGAGAUGUAAUAUGGGAUUAGUGGUUUUCACUUGUGUAAAAUUACACUAUUCAAAUGCAAAUACUAUUUAAUUGAUUGACAAAAAAUAAUUCUAAGCAUGAACAUGAAAGUGGCACAGUGGCCAGGUGGCUAGCACUGCUGCCUCAGUCCCAGGGACACGGUUUAGAUUCCAGCCUCAGGCAAAUGUCUGUGUGGAGUUUGCACAUUCUCCCCAUGUCUGUGUUGGUUGCUCCCACAGUCCAGGUGUGGUCGAUUGGCAAUGUUAAAUAGAGCCUAGGGUGGGAAAUGCAAGGAUAAGGUAGAGGAUGGGUCUUGUUGGGAUGAUCUUCGGAGGAUUGGUGUGGAUUUGAUGGGCUGAAUGGCCUGCUUCCACACUGUAGGGAUUCUAUGGACAUUAGUGAAAAACUUUUUAAAACAUACAUUUAUUCUAAACUCAAACAUUUUAAGAAAAAGAUUGUGCUUAGAGUAUUGGAGUUUUGUAGGGCUUUUGAACCCAGGAUCAGAGCUGAGAAUUGCUUUAUGUUGGUUGCAGUUUUAUACCAAAGAUUGUAUCAAGAACAUACAAUGCAAGACUUCUUGUGGAAGUAAAAGGAAAAUCCUUUGUAAAUUCCUCAAAGUGAAUAGUUUCAAUUAACCAGAUCAAAACAAAUGUAUUAAAUGGUAUUGAGGAGAGCAGAACACGGGUUGCAUGUUUAAUAAACAAUGCAAUGUGAAGUGGCCCUAAAUAGUACUACAAAUUGAUGUGUACCUCUUACAAUUAAGAUGUGAAAUGGUUUACCGUGAUUUGUUUAAUUAAUUUUGUUGCCAGAGCAAUGGAUGUUCAGCCAUUCUGGACACACGAAAUCCCAUCUCAGACAACAGACUAUCUUGAAUCAGAGCACAGUUGGCAGAAAUCUAACAGAAGUCUGAUUGCAUGAUCUUGAUCUUCUAGUCUUGUUUGCAUAUCCCAUUAAACAAUUGCAAAUAAGUGACUAUUAUUCUUUCAUAAUAUUGUUUGGAAAGGAGAUAAAUAGUAAUGACAGGCUUAGAUCUGCACCGAAGCUCAGUAUUUGUAUUGUGUGAUAUUGUAGGAAGUGACUGUAUUUUGUAAUUUCUGUUUACAUAAUUGGUAUGUAGUCACAUAUGCAGAAAAGUGUAAAUAAACCUCUAAGGAAGGCAGGCGACAAUGCAUUCAGAAAAUUUGUUGUAUUUAACUCUUCACAUAACUGCAGCAUUACUAGUUGAAAGACACAUUUGAUUCUCGAGACAUUUAAGCCAGUAUGGUUUAAGACUAAAUGUAAUGACAGCCUGUAACCCAACUGAACUUUACACUGCAUUAUAGUAUUCUUGCCUGUGAGGAGCCAUUUUUUAAACAAACUUAUUCAAAAUCUGACCCCAUAAUCAAUUUUCUCUAACUUUGAACUAAAACUGGCCAAUGAAUGGAGCUCUACACAAGCUAAUUGUAUACACAAAGAUCAUCCUUGUCUCAAAAUGACUCAUGUCUAAUAGAGCAACUAAUAGUGGAUCCCUGGCUCCUAAUUGCACUAUGCAGGUGUGAGUUUGAGACUGGUAUUCACAAGUUGACAGCAGUCUAAAACAUUUUAUAACAGCAAGUAGGUCAAAUAGUGUUCUGUGCUGUAAUUUUUUUGUGUUUGGAGCAUUGAGACCCCUUAAGAUUCCAUGAUGUCAUUCCAAUAAAGUGAGGUCAUGGUACAACAAAUAAUACACUAAGCAUUUUGACAAUAUUAUCAAAUGUAUCAGUUGCAUUUUCUCCACUAUUUAAUUAAAAUGUUUACUUCAAA
Molecule: messenger RNA, 7536 nt
Organism: Stegostoma tigrinum
Lineage: Eukaryota; Metazoa; Chordata; Chondrichthyes; Orectolobiformes; Stegostomatidae
Product: male-specific lethal 3 homolog
Exons: 13
Coding region: 135-1727 (530 amino acids)
Biological process (GO): regulation of DNA-templated transcription; chromatin organization
Cellular component (GO): NuA4 histone acetyltransferase complex; MSL complex; nucleus
Source: RefSeq, a predicted model, not a curated record